Molecule: messenger RNA, 848 nt
Organism: Alternaria alternata
Lineage: Eukaryota; Fungi; Ascomycota; Dothideomycetes; Pleosporales; Pleosporaceae
Exons: 4
Coding region: 230-658 (142 amino acids)
Source: RefSeq, a predicted model, not a curated record
UUUCCCAAGCCACCUGCGAAGUUUAAAUCUACCCUAGACUCCCUCUCGUGUCUCCUCUUCUUCUCUUCUCUGCGUUCCUCGUAUCUCCCGUCAUCUAUCCUACCUUUCUCGGUCGCUAUACGAACAACAGUACCCACCAUUCGCUUUGGGUAGCUUCUUUAUACCUUAAUACUUUGUAAUACAACGUCGUAGAACUACACCACUUUACCAUCCGAACAUUCGUAUCAAGAUGCGUUUCAUCACCGCCAUCGCCGUCGCCAUCUCAGCCUCUGCUAGCUUCGUCGCUGCCCAGGACAAGUGCGAUGCCCAAAACAUUGUAGACACUUGCGUCCAAGGUUACCAAUCCCGCAUCGACGCCUGCAACGAGAACCCCAACGACUUCAUCUGUCUCUGCGACGUCUACAGAGAUGUUCUCGUCUGCUACAACAACUGCCCUGACUCCCUUGAGAAGCCUCCUGUCCAGAACACCGUAACAUCUUACUGCGGUGCCGCCGAGCUAGCUCCACUCCCACCAGCUUCGCUGGUGCGGGUAGCAGCUUCGGUGUACCUGCUGGUGCCGCCAUUGUUGCCAUGUUUGCUGGUCUGUUGUAGAUGGAGUAGUACAAUUGCUGGUGGUCGAGCGGGUAGUUGGAUGAAUAGGAUAAUAUUUAAUCAGUGAUACGAUGGCUUUCCUGGGUUGACUGACAUGCCUGCCGUUUGCAACUAGUUACGUGUGUUGCGAAUACUUUUCCACGUCUGCAAAGGCGUACACACGGCAGCCAUGACAUGCUCAGAGGCAACACAAUUGGCCAUGUCACGUAGACUCCGUCCAGGUCUCAUCAUCCUUCAUUGUUACAGCGCUCAUAUAA